AUGGACGUGUCCAGGGGCUUCUUCAGUAAUCUGCGCGACGUGUGCCUCACGCUAGAGAAGAACACUAGGCAGCUCGAUCAGGCCUUACGCAGAGAGGACAUGGACUAUGAAGAUGAAUCUCCAGUAGGAGUCUUACAUGACCUCCAUUGUGAAAUCAGGACUCUGAAGGAAGAUAUUAAUGCCAGUCUUGGUAAGAGUUGCUCUUCAAAAGAAGCAAUUCAUGAUUUUAUGAAGGAAACUGAAACACUGAUAGAAAGAAAUGCAUCCAAUCUUGGAAAAAUAAGAGAGCUGUUCCAGAAAUAUGGCUACGAACCACAUGUCAAAAACUCCACAGAAGAGAAGGAAGAAGUUAACAGUUAUUCAGCAGUGUCUGUCCAGAAUAAAUCUGAUGAAGAGGAAGCAGAUGAUGUACCUCAUCUUCCAGCUUCUGCUGAGAAGCCACUGGUGCCCAAAGACCCGCUGUGUAACCCCCAACUUUCUGAUUUUGGUCUUUCACAAUACGCUUUCUCCAGGCCUUGGAGUGCAGCAGAACAACAACCCCCAACAAAAGCAUGUCAAGAACAUGAUUCAAAUAAUAGGACUCCACUGAAAACACCAUCUCCUUCUAUUUUGCCCAAAACACCUAAAUGUAGGCUGAAAAUGGAAGAUUAUGAGUGUGCAACACCAAAACUUGAACACUUUGGCAUUAGCGAACAUACCAUGUGUAUGAAUGAAGAUUAUACGAUGUCACUUAUUCACAAAACUGCUCAGGCAGUCACAAAGUUCGUUAAAAAUGUUGAUCAUGAAAUGAAAAUACCAGAGAUGACAUCCAGGGGAAUCAUUGUUACUCCUAGGCCAAAACAAAAAGGGCCAACUGAGAAUGCAGCAGCUGACUGGAUGGCUUCUCCUAUGGUGUUUGUGUUCUGUACUCCUGAUGUGAAAAUCUCUCCCAAAACAAAUAGUACAGUAUCAUCAAGGUCACCAGGGACAAAUGAGCUGCCUCCUCCUAGUCAGACAGAAACACCACGAUGUCCAGAUUUUGAAACAAGAUGGCUAGUAAGAGAAGCUAAGGUACAAGUAAUGCAGAGGGAAAAGAUUCAGUCAGUGACAAAGAAAGAUGUAACAAAUAAAAAACCCACAGAAGAUAGAAUUCCUUUUGCUGUGAGCUCUGACAACUAUCUUAAACGUUUUGGAGACCCUUCUCCUCCCAAAAUAAAAUCCUAUGAUGAAUUACUUGAUACUCCUCCACCUCCAGAAAUAACAAGGAUACCAGAUGAUGUUCUACAGAUUUUGUUCAAGUAUAAUCAUAAAGCAGACUCUUCUACAGACAAGGAAAUGGAGACCAAGGCAGGAAGUACUACAAGAUAUGAAAGUGAUUUCAAAUACUGCAACAAAGAGAACAGGUAUUAAGUUUUACAAAUUUGGUUAAGUAAUUUAAUUUGCAGAAGCUACAGAAAUGUUUUAAUGCAUUUGGAAAUUAAUUCAGCUACUUGCUUUUAAGCUACCC
This is a messenger RNA of Indicator indicator, 1486 nucleotides long. It is a transcript of the gene SKA3, whose product is annotated as spindle and kinetochore associated complex subunit 3. Gene Ontology annotation, cellular component: spindle microtubule; outer kinetochore. Gene Ontology annotation, biological process: mitotic cell cycle; chromosome segregation. The record is from RefSeq and is a predicted model, not a curated record. Lineage: Eukaryota; Metazoa; Chordata; Aves; Piciformes; Indicatoridae.